UUAUUCGUACUGCAACCGCCAGGUCGAGUGGACGCUGGCUUAAGCUGGGAUCGGCUUAAAAUUUCGAGCACUUUUUUUUUCGUUUUGUUUCAGUGGAAAAAAGAGGUGAUCAUUGGUGGCGUUAAUUUAUUCCAAAUUUGGUACCGGCUGGAGGGGAGACAUCAAAACAGUGCUUUAUUUUUAGAUCGUAUUAGUUUCAUUUUCAGCAGUGUUGGUGGUCUCUUAAUUGGCACUUUAUGGAAAUCGUUUUUCGGACUUUUCGCGUGUUCGGUUAUUACAUCUGAUAGCCAGGUAGUGGCAUUAUUAAAACAUAGAAGAAAUAACAAAAAGAGUGAAGAACCCACGGUUGUCAACGCGGGUGGAAGGCGCAAGAAGUUGCUGAAUUUUAAGCAGUUUGAGCUUGGGGUCUCGUUCCCAUACCAACUGAACGAGGUUUUAGUGGUGGGUUUGGAGAGGCUUUGCACGUGGAAAAGCCAAACUGAAAUAAAAACCCGACACACUCCCACACCACAAUGGCCGUUGAUGCAGUUUUUCGAAAGUUGCUGACCUGUGCGCUGGUGGCCUCGCUAGCCUCCGGGGCCAGUCUGUCCGGUGGCCGCGAUGGCGACCGUGGCGAAAAUACCGUUGGUGGCCACCACCAGGGUGGUUCCUCCUCACCCGGGGGCUCCUCGUCUUCGUCGUCCGGUUCCUCCUCGCAGCUGGUCACGGGACCGACGCUGGGCAGUCUUUACCGGAGCACCCGGGACGAAUAUGGCCGGUACGGGAACCGGGAGCAACGGUGUGGCAGCUGCGGCGGUGGGGGUGGAUCCGGUUCCGGGUACGCCGAUCGGGACAUGAGGUCGUACGGGAGGCCGUUGGGCGUGCACGGGUAUUACGCCGGGCGGGGAUCCAUCUACGAUGACCGGAACUGGUACUACCGGCCCGAGGGUGGAUACUACGACGAUCGGAUGAGCUCGCGGGGUGGUGGCGAUGGGUACUACAGCAGCAUGAGGCCGAGCUACAUGGGCAUGAUGAUGGGAUACGACGAUCGCUACAUGAACCGGUACGACGACCGUUACUACCCGAUGUCGACGCGGGGCUACUACGACAACCGACCCGCUUACCCCACCGCAGGCGCCGGAGUCGAUCCGUACGCGAUGCGUGGCUACCCCGCGGCACCGGCUCCAGCUGCAGGCGCCUACCCCGGUUACCGCGGCAACGGGUACGACAACCUGGAUCCCCAGUACGACUACUACAUGAUGCUGGCAAAGGGCGGCGGAGGCGGUGGAGCUGGAGGUUACGGUAAUCGAGGUGGUUACUACGGAACAUCCGGUGCUUACGGCGGUGGCUACGAUGAUCGCAAUCGCGUCGGAUAUGGUUAUGAUCACAAGAACUUCCGACCGUGGGAUGAAACGUACAGUGGAACGUCCGGUUUUGAUAACUCUGGCCGUGGUUACUAUUUCGCCAGUCGGCCAGGCUCAUCCUCAUCAUCAUCAUCGUCCCCAUCGGCACCGUCAUCACCAUCCGCACCGGGAUACCCUCAGCCAGCACCGGCACCGUCCUCGUCCCACCACUAUCAACCCGCACCGCAGCCACCAGCCGCCGGUCAUCGACCGGGAGGGCCUCCGACGGGCCCGGCCGGAACCUACACCAGCCAACCGAUCGGAUUCCACCAGCAACCUGGCGGCCCCGCCGGACCGAGCGAGCAUCGACCGGACAGGCCGUGCUGUUCCGAGUGUUGCCAGCAGCGCUACCCGGCGGGACCGACCGGAACCGGGUCCGGAUACAACCGGCCACAGGAGCAUCCCGCGCACCAGUACGGAACCAGUGGAACCGGUGACCAUGGGCGGCCCGGCUCGUGGAACUACCUGAGUGGAGCGGGAGGAUCUACGGGAAGUAGUUCCGGCCAGGACUACCACCAGGCGUCAUCGGCGGUCGGAGGACACUCGUCGUCGUCGUCGUCGUCGCAUUCCGCCGGAAGGCCAGACUACGGGGAUCGGGGUUCUGGUUAUGGUGCCGGUGGCGCCGCCGGAUCAGCCGGACACAGGCCGGACGGGGGCGAUCGGCAGCAAAACUCUGCCUAUAGUGGACGUCCCCGCCCGUCGGCAUCUCUAGGCGCCACCAGCUACCUCAUGGACCGGGACACGGGCAAUUCCGCCGGCGGACAGCAGCAACCCACGACCGCUGAGCUGCAGGCGGCAGACAACGACAACAACAACAACAACAACGGUGGCGAUUCUGACAGCAAGGCAACAGCAGGCCAUGACAGCCCGCAGAAGAGUGAGCCUUGAAAAAGGAAAAGAAUGAAUAAUGGAACCUUAAUCCUGACGCGAUACGAACAACGGACUUGGCGAGGAAUUUGCUUAAGUUUAGAGUGCAGAGCGGGCCUUAAGUUUACCAAGUAGGAGGAAGUUAAAGUAAAGUAAAAAACUCGAAUAAAUUUAAGAAGAGACGACACACAAAAACCAAAACUACGACAGGGGCGUAACAUACAGAACCAGAAAGUGUAUUUCUCGUUUUAAGUAUACAACUUAAUCUAGCUUAGUUCGUAAGGAAGUAAAUCUAUUUAUAAUCCCGUAAGAAAUUGGUAGCAAUAAACAUAACUGAUG
This is a messenger RNA of Culex quinquefasciatus (southern house mosquito), 2588 nucleotides long. Its product is annotated as pro-resilin. The transcript has 7 exons. The record is from RefSeq and is a predicted model, not a curated record. NCBI's taxonomy places the organism in Eukaryota, Metazoa, Arthropoda, Insecta, Diptera, Culicidae. Bases 513 to 2270 code for a protein of 585 amino acids.